Lingula anatina is the source of this 1678-nucleotide messenger RNA. RefSeq lists its product as uncharacterized. The record is from RefSeq and is a predicted model, not a curated record. NCBI's taxonomy places the organism in Eukaryota, Metazoa, Brachiopoda, Lingulata, Lingulida, Lingulidae.
GACUCGGACAGAAUUGUGGGAUGCUGAAGAGCCCAUCCGGUUUUUCUGGUGUGGUGCAAUUCACUUUGUCAUAUUUUCCUUCUUUACUAGUCAAGUAAAAUGCCGAGAGGUGGAAGCAGAGGGAAGAAAUUUUCCCAUAAGGGACAGAGACGACAUUUCACAGAUGCAGAAGAUUUAAAGGCACAGCGUGAAGAAGAUGAGAAGAGGAAGCACUGGAGGAGAAAUCAGGGUCUUCCUAGUGAUGAGGAGUCAGAAGAGGAGGAAGAAACAGGGGCCAGUGAAACCAAGGCAACAAAUAAAAAAGAACAUGGAGCACCAGGUGAACUGCCUCCAUCUUCCAGUGAGGAGAGCGAUAGUGAUGACGACGAAAAUAAAAAGGCAAAGGGUAUUUCCUACCUCAUCCAAGGAGAAAUACAUAAUCCAAACAUUGGAGGAAAAAGAAAUAAAAAAGUUACAGACUUGAAUAUGGAUGAUGCUCCUAAGACAACAUUAUCCAGGAGAGAAAAGGAGGAACUAGAAAAGCAGAGAGCAAGAUUACAUUAUCAAAAACUUCACAAGGAGGGAAAAACCGAUGAAGCAAAAGCAGAUUUAGCCAGGUUAGCAAUCAUCAAAAAGCAAAGAGAAGAGGCAGCAAGAAAAAGAGAGGAAGAACAGAAAGCAAAGGAAGCUGCAGCCCAGAAGACAUGAUGCUGGAUAACAUUGUGACUCUUUAUAACAGCCGUUUGUACUGCUCAUAGUUACGAAUUUCUCAACUUCAACAUGUCAUAUAAUACAAAAAAUGCAUGAAACGCGUGAAAAAUAAUACCUGUGAGAAGAUGAAAAGCAAAGUGAUGAAAAAUGGGAAAUAAAAUACCUGGAACAAGAAAAAUGGUAAAUAGUGGGAGUUUCUUAGCACUUCUGAAUUUCCCAUUGGGACAAUGGUGUUCAUGUGUAAAACGCGGUGCUGGAGGAAAGUAUCCAAGAAGUGUAUUCUAAACCAUUUAGAAUAAUUAGAGGUCGUUGGAGGCAUAUUUCAUUGUAGUUUAUUCUUCAUAUAAGACCAUUUUUCUGCUGUCAUGUAUUUAUAUUCAUGUGCUGCUUUAAGAUUGUGUAAAAGAAAUUUUUUGGGCGGAGGAAAAUAAAAGGAUUUGGUCUUGCAAAAUUUCUUUUUUCUGUGGAUUGCUUCCAGUUUAAAAUUGCUGUUGUGUAUUUAAAUAGCUUGAACAUUGUGGAAGUCUUGUUUUAAAAAUAAGGCAGAUAUUCAGACUUCUUGUUUGAAGAUGUUGAGAUAUUCUCUUUAAAUUUGUACCAAGUAGAAUUCACAUUGUAAUAUCACUUGCUCAUAUAGACAGUAUAAGGAUAAUCCGUGUAUUUAUAAUACAUUAAUCACGUUUAAUUGCAACUUUUCAUUCUCCAACAUUAGCAAUAGAUGUGUUAUUUACCUACUUGCGACAUAUGUUUAGGAGCAUGGCAUGAAUUUAUCAGUCAAAUGUAUCAAGACUGGGUCAGAAAAUAUUUGUAGAAAUGUUCUGCAUUUAACCAGACCAGACCAGAUCAGAGACAUAUUUAAAAUAGGAGUUAUAGUAGUCGUGAUAAUGGGACUUUAAAUUAUCUGCAUGUGGCUAAUUUUCUUUCUGUUUACCUGGCUCUGUUCUAUAUUUUAGGACAAAUAUUGUCAAAUAAAAAAAUGUCAUUUUAA